Egretta garzetta (little egret) is the source of this 3692-nucleotide messenger RNA. RefSeq names its product carboxypeptidase B1 (gene CPB1). Gene Ontology annotation, biological process: proteolysis. Lineage: Eukaryota; Metazoa; Chordata; Aves; Pelecaniformes; Ardeidae. The record is from RefSeq and is a predicted model, not a curated record. The coding region runs from base 1 to 1254 and encodes 417 amino acids. Gene Ontology annotation, molecular function: zinc ion binding; metallocarboxypeptidase activity. The transcript has 11 exons.
AUGUGGGCGCUCUUGGUUCUCAUAGGUGCUGCAGCUGUUUCUGCUCACCUGCAGGAUCUUGGCUUUGAUGGGCAGAAGGUGUUUCGUGUGAUUCCGCAGAAUGACAAACAGGUGGAAAUCAUCAGUUCCCUUGCCAGCAACAUGCAGGUUGACUUUUGGCAGCCAGACUCGGUCACACUGGUAAGGCCAAAAAUGCAAGUUGAUUUCCGAGUUGAAGCUGACAAGUCUUUUGAGGUUGAAGAACUUUUGAGAGACAGUGGAGUGGAGUACAGAGUUCUGAUUGACAACCUGCAGGCUGCAUUGGAUGCCCAGUUUGACAGCAAAGUUCGUACUGCCAGACACAGCUAUGAAAAGUACAACAACUGGGAAACGAUAGCUGCUUGGACUGCUGAUGUUGCUGCUCAGAACCCAGACCUUGUCUCUCGCAGUGUAAUUGGGGAAACAUAUGAAAGACGGCCAAUGUACCUUCUCAAAGUGGGAAAAAGUGGUGCAAAUAAGAAGGCCAUCUUUAUGGAUUGUGGUUUCCAUGCCAGAGAGUGGAUCUCCCCUGCUUUCUGCCAGUGGUUUGUGAAAGAAGCUGUUGAGACCUAUGGAAAAGAUACUGUCAUGACCAAACUUCUCAACACAUUGGACUUCUAUGUUUUGCCUGUUGUUAAUAUUGAUGGUUAUAUUUACACUUGGACAAACGACCGCAUGUGGAGAAAGACACGCUCUAAAAAUGCUGGUAGCCGUUGCAUUGGUACAGAUCCCAACAGGAAUUUUAAUGCUGGCUGGUGCACUGUUGGGGCCUCAAAAAAACCCUGUGAUUCCACUUACUGUGGCUCUGCACCUGAGUCUGAAAAGGAGACUAAGGCUUUGGCUGAUUUUAUUCGUGAACAUCUUUCUACAAUCAAGGCAUACUUGACAAUUCAUUCCUAUUCCCAGCUGCUACUGUUCCCUUAUUCGUAUACUUAUGAAUUACCAUCGAAUUACGAGGAACUGAAUUCCAUUGCUCGUGCUGCAUCCAAACAGCUGGCCAGUUUGUAUAAUACCAAAUACACAUACGGCCCAGGAGCUGAAACAAUCUAUCCUGCUGCAGGGGGCUCUGACGACUGGGCUUACGAUCAAGGCAUCAAGUACUCUUUCACUUUUGAGCUCCGAGACACUGGUAGACAUGGUUUUGUUCUCCCUGAAUCUCAGAUAAAGCCAGCAUGUGAAGAGACUCUACUUGCUGUUAAAUAUAUUGCCAAUUAUGUCCUUGAGCACUUGUAUUAGAAUGGAGUUCUAAAAACUAUUAAAGAAGGUUUCAUUCAAAGAUGCCUCCCUUUUUAUUCUUCCCUAACAAUAGGUUUUUAUUUCUCUGUACUUAAUGUUCUUAAGUCAUAUCCUUGGUCCAUCAUAGGUCAAUAAAACUACAAGUUUGUCAAGAGAAAUGAUAUCUUUUCUUAAGGCAGGGGAUCUAAAAAGAAAGAGCACAAGAAGCUUAAUCAACUUAAGGUAAAGGUUGCCUUAAUGAUUAAAAUUAUCUUUACACAGAGCAGACAGGCAGAGCAUUAGAACUUACACAGCCUGAAUGCUAAACAGAAUGAGAACAGCUAGGUAAUUCAUAUAAAUGCACUUUCGUCCAACCAUUCAUUGCCUUAAUGGCAACAGUAGCAAGGAAAAGUUCACAUCACAUACUUUUAAAAUUAUGUUAGCUGCGAUAUGCUCUUGUGAAUUUUCUUAAAACACACCCUGGAUCUGCCCUGUCACUGAAAACCAGUUUGGAUCUGAGGUCACUGCUAGUCUGAACUCGGUGCUGAAGCUUGUAAUUACUGUUAGUUUUAAAGAACAAGACUUGAUACCAAUGCCAUAAACUACCCUGCAUUUAAGGCUCUCAUGCUCACUACAGUAGCAUUUCUGAAAAUAUUCUCAGAGUUCUGGUACUUCCUGGGGCCCCACAUGUUCCUACCAUCAUGAGCGGAAGAAUUGUAAACAGCCAUAAAGACUAAGUCUGGUAAUAAAUGAUUAACUGUUUCUUUCAUGAGAAGCUGUAAAGAAUUAUCCCCUCUUGAUCAAUUUUCUGUACAGGUAAUGUGGGGCUGAUUGGGUCAGAGUGAGUGAGAGUGAUAAAUAAUCACUCCGGGCAGCUUUCUCACGCAGCUGCAGAAAAUGUGUUUGGCAUUUAUUAAUGCUGUUUAGAGCUUGGCUAAUAUGGGACGCACUCUGCAGAAAGAUGAGGGAAAACCUUAUGUCAACACAGAACCUGGCUGAUCUCCCUGCCGCUGCUGGAAGCUCUGAACAGACACUUGCGCUGUCUGCUGGUGCUCCUGGAAUCAGCACUAUUUCUAGCAGGUCCCUAGCUGAUGGACACAAAACUGCCCAUGAAAUGCAUCUCACAGAGAAAAUGGUUCUCCCAAGAAAAUCACCGAAUUCAGACCUGUCAAAAACUAGGUGUUCUCCUUUUUUGCUUCUUCUCUGUGGAGGAAAACAGAAAGACAGGGUCCAAUUUAAAAUGACACUUUCAUUUACGUGUAUAAGGAAGGAACACAUCCACUAGCCCACUCCAAUUAGCCCAGCAGAGCUCAGAUUAAACCAGUCCUCACAGAAAACUGAUCCAUCUGUUUUUGAUCACUGGUGAAACUGAACCCAUGUGUGAAAGUAGCACGUACCAGUAAAAAGACAUGUCAUUCUGUUUUGCAACAGAAGAGGGGGGGGAAGGAUAAUCAACAUUACUAAAAAUAGCACAGGAUGCAAGCAGAACAUACCGGCCGGAGCCAAACAUGUCACAAAGGGCAGGAAUAUAAACUACUUGGAAUACAAAAUAUUUUGGCUAAUUUUAACGAAAUAUUAACAACCACCCAGGGACUAUCCCAACUAAAGCUGUGUUAUUUGGGAAAAUAUCACAGGCUUUACAUCGACUGCAAGGUGAGUUGUUGAUACUCGGCACCAUUCAUUGCUCAGAAGGCUCUUUGUAGGACUGUAGGCAACAAAACACAGAAUUACAAAUACAGCUGAGGGGUAGGUCACGGCACCCAGCAGCUCCAAUAGUGUUAGGGUUACUCCAGUUAACUUAAAUGUUGACUCCGAGGCAGAAUACAGCACAUGUUUGGUAGUUCUGACGGCCACAAAGUCAAAUCACAGCAAGGCAGUCAUAUGCGGCUUCUCCAAAGAAGGCAUUCACAAGCACCUCUGGUCAAAUUACACAGACGCAGAAAAGAAGAGCAGUUAAAUGUGAUAUAUCAUCUAUGCAGCUUGGAAUAUAAAAAAAUACAGGGAGAAAUUUAAGCAGGAAAGGACAAUCUGCUAGCAGGUAAGCUGUUAGGACAAAGACACUGGAAGAAAACACGGAGAGGAAGCAAAGGUUCAGCAACAAGUCACAAUGCUUCAAAUUUCAGCAUUGCUUUCAAAAAAACAUAGAAAAUCCACAUGCAAAACUGAUUGAUAAUAUAUUUUCAAAGACAACAUCGUAGUUAUUUGGAACCAAUUCCUCAGUCAUGAAACAGUUCUUACAGAGAACCAGGAGAGACACAGGAAAAGAAAUAAAAACAUUUUAUAUCGAUGAUGGAGGUACAUUUUGACAUUUAUAACGUGGACUUUUUCAAUAACCCUAAAGAAAAAAUUUCCAGUGUUCUCCAAACUGAAUCUUCUUCUUGCUUUCCAGAACCAAAUAAAUCCAUAAAGAAACAGUAAAUAUUUUACCAAUGUUGAAAUAAACAGAACCCACCUCCCUG